This is a messenger RNA of Pyricularia grisea, 345 nucleotides long. RefSeq lists its product as uncharacterized. The coding region runs from base 1 to 345 and encodes 114 amino acids. The record is from RefSeq and is a predicted model, not a curated record. The transcript has 2 exons. NCBI's taxonomy places the organism in Eukaryota, Fungi, Ascomycota, Sordariomycetes, Magnaporthales, Pyriculariaceae.
AUGGCAUCACAGUUGCUACGACGCCACAAUUACCUCGUGACAAGGUCCGCAUUUCACAGGCCAGAAGCUCAGUACUAUCCGGAGCAAACUUUCCGGCAAGAGCUUUUCUGCUUGGCAGAUCAAUUGAAAAUCGCGAUGCCAAAGGUUGAGUUGCACUCCAGUAAAGUCCCACCCAGCCGCAUCCCGAAUUGCCAAGCAGGCUUGACAGGCAAGCCUGUCAUCUUGACAGCCAAUCAUCAAAGCACUCACUGGCUGAGGUCACCAGCCACAAGGCCGUGCGCUGGGAUUCGCUCCCGGCUUCCCUACAACGUCAUACCGUGGGGGAGGGAGCCACUAUUAUUUUAG